This is a messenger RNA of Vespula pensylvanica (western yellowjacket), 2388 nucleotides long. Its product is annotated as insulin-like growth factor-binding protein complex acid labile subunit. The record is from RefSeq and is a predicted model, not a curated record. Bases 27 to 2204 code for a protein of 725 amino acids. Gene Ontology annotation, cellular component: extracellular matrix. The transcript has 4 exons. Lineage: Eukaryota; Metazoa; Arthropoda; Insecta; Hymenoptera; Vespidae. Gene Ontology annotation, molecular function: protein binding.
CGGGGACAACGACAGCGACGACGACAAUGACGACAAUGACGACGAGAACGAGAAGGAUUGCACGCCGCGACGAAUCCUUUAUAUCUUCAUCUUCCUCGUGUUACGACGAUGAUAAUAAUGAUCAACGAUUUCUUCGAGACGCUUCGAAGAUGACGGGUUAUGUGUACGAGAUCAUUAGUGAAACUCCAUUCGUGAAGGUGGAUAAUACUACUACUACUACUACUACUACUACUACUAUUACUACUACUACUACUACUACUACUAUUACUGCUACUACUACUACUACUAAUGCUAAUGCUAAUGCCAAUGCUAAUGCUAAUGCUAUUACUUCGAUUGGCUUGGAUGAGAACAGUGACGUCAUCGAACACAUCGCACCUGUCAUUCCGAAGAGUUCACGAAAGGAGGAAUCUCCCCAACGACAUCACCGAAGCGUUCGACCCUACUCAUCGAGGAUCGAGCGACCAGUGGUAAAACGAGGUCUGCAUACGUGGCUCGGACAAGCAUGCACCAAGAUUUACGGACGGAGCAGUAGCGGGAAGAACGGAUUACGUUUGCUUUUAUUGGCCUGCCUGAUCGUAAUGAGCAACGCUGGAUUUUGUCCCAACGGUUGCACUUGCGACGACGAUACCCUCGUCGUGUCGUGCGUGGGUGCCAGCUUGGAGGUUAUACCGAUCGCUCUUAAUCCGAGCAUACAACGAUUGGUAUUGAAAGAGAAUCGAAUAAAGACGGUCGAGGCCGCUGUAUUUCAAUUUUACGGCGACCUCAAGAACGUCGACCUUUCGAGCAAUCAUCUGUUCAACAUUCCAGACGGUAGCUUCGAGGCGCAGAAACAAGUGGUGGAGUUGCAUUUGAAGCACAACAAGAUCUCGGCGCUGACGGAGAAGACGUUUCAAGGCUUAAAGUCUUUGACGGUGCUGAAUUUGCGCGACAAUUACUUGGAAAGCCUUAAGAACGGGCUCUUCGCGUCCCUACAAAAGUUGGAGGAACUCGAUCUCGGUCAGAAUCGAAUCUCCAAGGUGGAGCCCAACGCCUUUCAGAAGCUCGGCACCCUGAGAGUCCUGUAUCUAGACGACAAUCAACUGAGAACGAUACCGUCGCCCGCGCUGGCGCCAUUGAACGCCCUUGCCGAACUUCACAUAGGUUGGAACGCGUUUUCGACCUUGCCGGACGACGCUUUCAAAGGGCUCGAACAACUGACCAUUCUGGACGUUAUGGGCGCCGGUCUGGACAACAUCAGCGACGGCGCCUUCCGAGGUCUCAACGCUUUACGUACUUUGAAACUUGGCGGGAACAAGUUGCGCGAAGUACCGACAAAGCAACUCGCGGUGCUACCACGGCUCGAGGAACUCACCCUCGGUCAGAACUUCUUUACCAUUCUGAGAUCGGGGGCCUUUCAGGGUCUCUCGAAACUCAAGAAGCUCGACAUCUCCGGCUCGAAGCUCUUGACCACCGUGGAACGCGGUGCCUUUUCGGACAAUGCCAACUUGGAGAGUCUCGUGUUGAACAGCAACAAGCGUUUAGCCACGAUGGAGGACGGUUCCUUGGCGGGCUUGCCGAAUCUGCGACACCUCAUGUUACGGGAUAACGCGUUCACGAGCUUUUCCGAGUCCCUGGUCGCUUGGAACGAGCUACGUAGAUUGGAUCUGAGCGAGAACCCGAUCGUAUGCGACUGCAGUCUGAUGUGGUUGGCCGAGGUGCUCGUGCCGCGAAACUCCAGUCCCGUGAUAUGCGCCGAGCCGGCGGAAUCCAAAGGGAAAUCGAUCAAGGGUAUGACGCCGGACGAGCUGGGUUGCGCCUUCUCGGAUCCUCGUAAGCAGGCCCUCCUGGCGACUCUGUGCGCGGGUGGUCUCGCCCUCUUUACGGGCCUAGCACUGAUACUUUAUUACAGAUGUCGAAGACGCGUCAGGGACGCUUUGAAGGAUUACAAGUGGAAGAAUCGCGGUAUUUCGAGGAAGGAACACGAGUACCAAAAGACCUUCUCCGACGACGAGUACAUCGUCAGAUCGGCCCACGCUCAUCAUCAUCAUCAUCAUCACCAAACGCAGAAUCAACCUAUACCGCCUCACCAUCAUCAUCAUCAUCUGCAACAGCAACAACAACAGCAGCACCAGCUGCAACAGCAGCAACAGCAGCAGCAACAGCAGCAGCAACAGCACGGGCAGAUGACGGUGGGGAUGAAGCCGAUACCCGUGACGGAACUGUAGCUAGAACUUCGGGCGGCGAGCCCCGGCACCGGAGGUGUUUGGUUCUUGCCCCACGGUAGUACCACGCUCGCCGAGGGCUUCACCUACAUCGACGGUGAGACGGCGCGUCAAAUGCGUCGUCCGGGAACGCUGCCCGCGUCGAGCGGUCAUCAUCAUCGCUCUAGCGGCGGAGGAGGGGGAGGGG